AUGGGGAGGGAAGAAUCAUCCGUAAAUCGGGCAGAUCUGCACAUUGCUCUUCUUCCAAGGGAAGCUUGGAUUCAAAAGCUCAAUUAUGCGCAGUUUCAGUCGAUUUCGGAUGCAGUUUCUUUGGGUUUUGUUAGAGUUGACCCGGAUUUCAGUUUGAGUCUGAUCCGGAAAGAAAUCUCCCGUCAAAUAAGAUUUCGGGAAAGCUUCACCUUUCUUCGCCAUGUCGGCCGGGCCCUGGUCGUCGUCAAGAAGAACCAGGAAGAGGAACUCAGGCACAGAGGUCGGAGAAGUUGUUUGAUUUGGCAUUUGGUUCUUUCAAAUUUCAAUGUUAAAUUACAGCACGGAGUAGUACAACUGGAAAAAUUGGCAAAGGAAAAUUCUCAAGCUAACAAAGCCAUCAGAAGACUCUACGAAGAAGGAAUUCUGGAAGACAUUUUCCGAUUCUUCGAAACCGACAAAGACCGAAUCCGCUUUAUCGAAUGGAUGUCCGAGCAGACCUCCCUCGACGACCUUAUUCAUCAAAUGAAGGACGACCCAUUUUCAGGAAUUAAAAGCUAUCUGAUCAAGCAGGGCACGUUUUGGAACGAAGCCCAAACAGCGAUGGCAGCAAAUGUCGACAAGCGACGCAGAUUCGUCUGGGGCAGCACUGGCGCCGACGCGGAAGCAGCGAAAAUUCUCAAAAACCUGGAAGAAAGAUUCGAUGACCUUCGGGCGACCAAGCCAGAGCCUUCUGAAGCGAGCCCGCAGCAAAGCAGAAGCCGACUUGGACCGAAAGGAUACAACAACGAGUACAGCGACGAUGAUGGAUACGGAUAUAGCGACGAAGAAAAUUACCAGCGGCGGGAGGAUGAUCGAUCUUACGAAAAUGGAUACUCUAAAUCGCACGAUAGAAAGGCGAGAGAAUCAAAGAGAUACCAAAGCAACGAGCUUGAUUAUCACCACGACCGGGACAUACUCAAAGACAGCCAGAAAGGCAACGAGAAUCAGUCGCAAUUUCCAUCAACAAGUACCAACGAAGAACUUGAAGAGAAAAUCCGCCAAGCCCGCGCCGAGCAAGAAGCAUUCCGCCGCGAAGAAGAGCGACGUGUCCGGACGGAAGCCGAAGAACGGAGACGGAAAAACGUCUCGCGCCUGAAUCGCCUCCGACAAGAGCAGAAAACCGCCGAGGAUCGUCGUCUAGCAGUCGUUGCGCAGGAAAGGCAUUUGAAAAAUGAAAUUGCUGAUAUUGAGGAGCGACGUGCAGAGCUGGAAAAACUAAUCAUGCUGGAAAUUGAACGAUCCAGACGACUAGAAGAGCAGCGAAAUCCAAAUUCAAAGGCCAAGAAUCCGUCGAAAAGAAAACCAGUGCUCGGAUCAGUAGAAUUCAAGCGGAAUGCCAAUCGUGAUAGAAUUAUUCAGAUGGCUGAGAGAAUAAAAUUCACAAAAUUGCGAAAUGAAAAUACGAUCAAACGAAUUGAAAACGAAACAGCCCGGCGUAAGAAGAUGGAAGAGGAACUCCGGCGGGUACGCUCGGAUAUGAUACGUGCAAAGAUUAGCCACAAUCGAACGUACCGGACCAACAACACCAAACGCAACAGAGCCAAAUAA
Molecule: messenger RNA, 1587 nt
Organism: Oikopleura dioica
Lineage: Eukaryota; Metazoa; Chordata; Appendicularia; Copelata; Oikopleuridae
Source: the annotation of a GenBank genome assembly